Hyalella azteca is the source of this 3872-nucleotide messenger RNA. RefSeq lists its product as uncharacterized. Gene Ontology annotation, biological process: detection of mechanical stimulus. Gene Ontology annotation, cellular component: membrane. The record is from RefSeq and is a predicted model, not a curated record. Gene Ontology annotation, molecular function: calcium channel activity; protein binding. NCBI's taxonomy places the organism in Eukaryota, Metazoa, Arthropoda, Malacostraca, Amphipoda, Hyalellidae.
AUGACACAGGGCGAAGCUAAGCUGUUGCAGCUGACGUUCGAGAGCGUGGGGGGCGGCACUUGUCUGGUGGUGGACUGGGGGCUGGGGGGGCCCCUGGAGGCGUUCGGUGAGGAGCUCACGUGCCACGCGUCCUACACUCCCAACAGCGUCUUUGACAUCGCCAUGAACUUCACCAGGACUUAUGCGGCUAAGGACGGGCAGGUCAUGUUCAACGUGACGGGGUUCGCCUAUAACCUGCUGAGCCAGACGGAGGACCUGCUCAUGUUCCCUGUGACGGACAUCGACUGCGCCCCGCCCUUCGUGUCCAUCUUGGACGGCGAGAAGGACUAUCUGUCCGCCCCCAUCAGGUUCAGGGGGGUAGACAACACGUUCGUGUCCAUCGCUGCCAUCCACUGCAACGUCACUAAACUCACCAAGAAACGCUGGCAGAUCUUCCACGUGGACGGCCGCACGGGUCGCCUGACGUACGCCGUGCCCGUCAUGGACGUCAUCGGCACGUGGAACAGAUCUGAGUUUGUGGUGCCUAAGACGUUCCUCGAGUACGGCUACUACAUGAUACUCUACACGGUCACGAUGUGGGACCCAGAAAAGCUGGACCCGACGGUGACGUUCCAGCGUCAGACGGAGACCUACAUCGAGGUGGUGUCCAUGCCCCUGGUGGGCAAGAUGACGUCCAACUCUGUGUCCCGCAUCGUCCGCGGACCAACCCAAGCCGCGGACAUGUUCCCCGCCCUCUACUCCGAAGACCCCGACUACCCCGACGUCAAGAAUUUCACAGUGUCGUGGAAGUGUCGUCAAGUCCUUGAGACCUACCCCGCGCCCGGUCCAGGGUCCCCGCUCUCCCCUAAAGGAGGUGCCACAACGGGCUGCUUCGGCUACGGUCCAGGUUCGCUGGUUCUGCCGGCGCCCUCUCUGUCCAUCAUGGGGGGAGACUUCAUAUCCCUGGGGAUCUUCGAGGUGGGGGCGGAGGUGGGCAAGGAUACGCGCAAGUCGAUGGCCUACAUCGAGGUGGAGGUGGUGGCCAACAACCGCCCUGUCGUCGAGGUCAAUUGCAUCUCGCCUAAGCUGUGCACAGCGUCAGGGACGGGCAGGGGCGUGAUAGUGAACCCCUCGGCCCGCCUGGCGAUGGUGAGCGCCUGCGUCGCCGACUGCGGCAGCGGGGUCGUCACUACCCAGUGGACUGCCCUCGAGGGGGGCGUCACCCCCAUCACCAUCCCCGGGGGGGCCACGACCUACUUCAUGAUCGUGAACCAGCCCCCCACGGCCCCAUACCACGACCCCACGGUGCCCCCCGUGACAGCGACCUCCCCCAACACCGUGUGCCGCGUGUACCCCCCCACAGGGAGGGCGCUGCUCGACACCUUCACCCUCACCUGCAACGGCUGGACCGACCCUGAGGGCAUCGGCAUCGUGGGGUACAAAGUUGAACUGGUCCACGGCCCAGACCUGACGGGGACGCGCCCCCCACCUGAGGUGCUGGUGGGGAGGCCCCACGUCAGCAAUGGGGACCAGACCCUGGAGCUCGUCUUCCCCGUGGGGACUUUCGACAUCCAGGUGGUGGUGGACGACGCGUGGGGGGCCUUCACCGUCCACCAGGUGGCCGUGGACUUUGUGGCGACGAUGGUGACGGAGGCGGAGGUGGCGGCCGCCGACUUGGACUCGGUGCUGGCGGGCCUGGCGGGGGCGGGCAGCAGCGACCUACUGACGAUGAUCAUCGCUGCCAGGGCCUCCGUCAACGCCAAGGUGACGGGACGGCGGGGACGCAGGGGACCUAGGGGACGCAGGGGACGCAAGUUGUCCCCUGCCCCUUGGCUGAACCUAACGGACCCGACACUGAGCCCCGAAGAACUGAGACGUCGCCAGCUGGUCCUGGGCACUCAGAACCAGGCGUCCCUUGAGUACAUCCGCGACAACUCAAAUUUUGAGUCCUCCAGUGGUCUGGCCGCCGCAAGCGCGGCCACUGCGGCCAUCAUGAGUGCCGCCUCAAAGUCGCCUCAGGCGGCCAUGACCAUCGGCCUCGAGUCCAGGGACGUCGUUCUCGAGAUCAUGGAGAAAGUGACAGCUGGCGUGGAGAAGCAGGGAGUGAGUGACAUGAACCAGUUGGACUCCAUCACCACCUCCAUCUCCACCAUAGCAACCGGAGUCGUGCUAAUGACCUGGUCAUACCGGCGACGCUGAAGGAGGCGAAGCAGUGCAACGUCAAGGACACCACCAGGACCCGCGCCACCCCCUCCGUGGACCGCGCCAACGCGGCGGUCGAGAGUUUGGCCAAGCAGGUGGUCAGUCUGAUGGUCAUCGGCGACUCUAAGACCAUCAACACCGGCAAUGGCAUGACCAUGAACAUCGAUCUGGUUGAGGGCUUCAACCUGGCGGGGAUGCGGUGGUGUGGGGAGUCUUCGUUCGAGUUCCCCGAGAACUUCUGCCCUCAGGGCCCCUGCAACUUACCUGUCGCCAUCAUGGCCAAAGAGUGGCCCGCCAUCACUUAUAAAGGACCGAGCAGCGCCGAAAAGCUUGCUCUGGGCAGCAAGGUGCUGGAUCUGGACCUCUUAUGGCGCAACCUGACCACCAUACCUGUGGUGGACACUGUCCUCCCCAUCGAGAUCGGCAUACCCUGCAGCAUCGGCCAGCGCGGCAACACCACCAUGCCACCGUUCGAAAGCGUCGCGGCCGUGAAUGAGUCCGGCCGCCAGCUGCUGCCUCUCAUGUACUCCACCUUCAACGUCAGCGACUCGCUGACCUCGGUAAGGAUCGAGGUGGCCCCGGUGAAGAUGAACCCCGACAUGUUCCUCAUGUUGGCCAAGGAUCGCAUGCCGACGUUCAAGAACCAUUCCUUCUACCGCCUCCUACAACAGUUGCCUACCCGCGAGAACGCUUCUGUGCGGAUGCUGUUCCUGAACAGCGAGGAGCUGUUAGGCCGAGGUGCGUAUUAUUUGGCCGUGGGGCAGUUCAAGGCAAACGUACCCAGUGACCUCAGAGGCAGACCACGAAACCUCACCAUGGACCAUCUGUCGAACAUCACCACCGACUACCAGCUGCGGGUUAUUGUCUCUGCCUGCUACUUCAGGAAACCACCUGUGGAUGAGUGGGUCAACCCUGACAUGAAGGUGAUCCACACGAACAACACACGCACCACGUGCCACGUACACCACCUGACAUCGUUCGGGGCGGGUCUCGUGGUCAUGCCUAACACCAUCGACUUCAGCUUCGUCUUCGCUCACUUGGGCUUCACGGACAACCUCACCAUCUACGUCACGCUCAUCGUCUGUCUAGCCCUGCUCGUCCUGCUCCUCGUCUGGGCGAGACGAAGCGACAUACAGGACGAGAAGAAGGUUGGGGCUGCGCCCUUGCCCGACAACCGUUUGGAAGACAAGUACCUGUACGAGGUGCUGGUGAUCACUGGCAACAAGAAGGAAGCACAGACGGACUCAGUGGUGCAGUUCGUCGUGUCCGGCGAGCUCGGCGAGUCCGACGUCCGCACCUUUGGCGAUUCACGCCGCCCCAUCUUCAGGAAGGCGGCCACCGACGCCUUUGUCAUGGCCAAUGACCGGCCGUUGGGGCCGCUACAGUACCUGCGUAUCUGGCACGACAACUCCGGCAAAGGCCCCAACGCCUCCUGGUACCUAAGCUUCGUGGUCUUCAGGGACGUACAGACCGGGGAGAAGUUUGAAUUCAUCUGCAACGACUGGCUGGCCGUCGAGAAGACGGGCGUGCUGGACCGCCUGCUGCCGGUGGCCUGUCGGGAGGACAGCACCUCUUUUGGCCACCUCUUCCAGAACGUGUCCUCCAAGAACAUGGCGGACAGCCACCUGUGGUUCUCAGUGUUCUUGCGCUCCCACAGAUCCCGGUUCACCAGGUGUCAGCGCGUAGGCUAA